AUGCCUCAAAAUUUAAUUGAUCCAGAAUAUGAAAAUAAAAUUAAUGAAUUAACGCAUCUUAAUAAGCAAUUAUUAUCUGAAAUUAAUGAAUUAAAGUAUCUUAAUAAGCAAUUACUAUCUGAAAAUGAAAGAUUAAAAAAAAGUUAG
Messenger RNA from Funneliformis caledonium, 147 nucleotides. Lineage: Eukaryota; Fungi; Glomeromycota; Glomeromycetes; Glomerales; Glomeraceae. The record is from the annotation of a GenBank genome assembly.